Hippocampus comes (tiger tail seahorse) is the source of this 2354-nucleotide messenger RNA. It is a transcript of the gene tbc1d24, whose product is annotated as TBC1 domain family, member 24. The record is from RefSeq and is a predicted model, not a curated record. The coding region runs from base 41 to 1756 and encodes 571 amino acids. The transcript is spliced from 6 exons. NCBI's taxonomy places the organism in Eukaryota, Metazoa, Chordata, Actinopteri, Syngnathiformes, Syngnathidae.
AACGGGCCGGCGAUCGGGAGCCCCGCUCCCAUUUCCCGACAUGGCCGAAGAGGACUACGGCGUCUUUGUGGACUCGGAGCAGAUGGGCCAUCUGGCCCAGAGCGGCGGGCCCAGCGAGCUGGACUGCGAGGACCCCAGAGAGUUGAAGCAGAUGGCUCGUCAGGGUUACUGGGCCACCAAUCACCGACUUCGGGCGCGAGCGUACCAGCGGCUGAUCAAAAGCAUCCCCUGCCGCACGGUGACGCCCGACGCCGAAGUCUAUCGAGACCUGCUGGGAAGCGCGGCGGCCAAGAAGCCGGCCGGGAACGUCCCGCUGCCGGACCUCGCGGACGGGAACCCCGUACCGCGCUACUGCCUGAAAGCCGAUGCGGUGGGCUCCGCCCACCGCAUCAUCAACUGCCUGGCCGGUCAGUUUCCCGACAUUUCCCACUGCCCGUCCCUGCCGGCCGUGACCUCUUUGCUCCUGCACUUCAGCGCCGACGAGGCUCAGUGUUUCGAGCACGUGAGCCGCAUACUGGCCUGCAACGAGCCGGGAAAACGGCUCCUGGAUCAGACCUUCCUGGCCUACGAGUCGGGCUGCAUGACUUUCGGGGACCUGGCCAACAAGUACUGCGCGCCGGCGCACAAAGCGAUCGUGGCCGCGGCCCUGGACGUUCUGGAGGUCUACUCGGACUGGCAGCGAUGGGUGCUCGGCGACUUGCCCUUCAGCCACGCCGUGCGCGUCCUGGACGUCUACCUGGUGGAGGGCUACAAGAUUCUGUACCGCGUGGCCAUCGCCUUGCUCAAGUUCUACCGCAAACACGCGGCGGGAGCCGCGGCCGAGCGGCGGCAGGAUUCCGGCCGAGUCAGGUCGGACAUUCGGGCUUUCGCCCGAGGAAUCGCUGCGGUGGUGACGCCCGACAAGCUGCUGGAGAAGGCCUUCUCCAUCCGCCUGCUGAGCCGCAAGGAGAUCGCCUUGCUGCAGCUCGCCAACGAAAGGUCCCUGCGAGAAAAGGGCAUCACCGUCAAGCACAAGAGGAGGAACGUGCAGCUCGCGCUGGACCCGGACGCCUUCUCUUCGGAGAUCGUCGGCGCCAAGGAGAUGAGAGACAUCUGGUCGUGGAUCCCCGAGCGCUUCGCCCUGUGCCAACCGCAGCUGCUUUUCACCACCUCCGCGCACGGCUGCAGCCUCAACAGAUUUUACGAGCAUUGCGAAGGCUACGAACCCACGCUGCUCCUGAUCCGAACCACGGACGGAGAUGUCUGCGGGGCCUUCCUGUCCACUGACUGGGAAGAACGCAAGAGGGGAGGCAACAAGCUGAGCUUCUUCGGCACGGGCGAGUGCUUCGUCUUCAGGCUUAAACCGGAGAUGGAGCGCUACGAGUGGGUGGUGAUCCGGCACCCCGAGUUGGCCUGCGCCGUGAAGAAUCGGGGUCAGGAGGACGCGGAGGCCUCCGAGGAGGGCCAAAACUCUGAGCGCGGCAGUUUGCGGCAGCCGGAGAAGGCGCUCGGCCAGCUGUCGCCCUUCCUGGCCGCCCGCCACUUCAACCUCAGCUCGAGGAACACUUCCAUGUUCAUGGCCGGGAACUUUGACUCCAUCAUUGUGGGUGGCGGUGAAGGGAACGCUCUCUACAUCGACGCCGAACUCAACCACGGGCGCAGCGGCCGCUGCGCGACAUUCGACAACCCGCCUCUGUGCGCCGAGAGCUUCCAGGUGGCCCUGCUGGAAGCCUGGGGCUUCCGGGACGCCAUGGCCACAUCGCCCCAACGCCACUGAGCGCUUAUUCUGCACUGCUGGCAAAAACGCUUGUCAGGUUUGGCUUCCGGGGGACCCUAAAAUGCACUCCCAUUCGAGGUCAACUUGAUUUGACUCAACUUUUGAAUGCACGUCCAACGGUUUGGUGGCACUUUUGUUUUUUUUUUCUCCCCCCAUCUUGCUGUUCUCCAACAAGGACCUGAAUGGCAAACAGUUGUUUAUCUGUGAAGUCGGGAUUUGGAAUUUGAUCUUCAACAGAAAUAGAGACUGGCGGCGUCACAGAAAAGCACAAGUGACCGUCCUUUGAAGUGUUUUAGGUGUAAACAUUUCACUUGGGCCGCACUACAAGUUAAUCCAUGAUUGUAUUUAUGAACCUCGUGCAAAAAUGUGAUAUUUUUUUGUUUUGGCUCUUUGUACAUAGUGCAGUAGUGUUUACAACUAGUGGUUUAAAAAAAAAGUGCAUUUUCGUGUUGUUAUCUGUGGUGCGUUCAAAUGCAUGAUGAGCCGAAACAAAUAUGUCAAUGUCAAAAGUGGUCGUGUUAGUGUGGUUUUGUCUGAAAUAUGCGCCGCCAUGAAGUGUUUCCUAUGUCGGAUAAACAGGAUGCAAAUGUCACAUGUG